Molecule: messenger RNA, 1185 nt
Organism: Sabethes cyaneus
Lineage: Eukaryota; Metazoa; Arthropoda; Insecta; Diptera; Culicidae
Gene: tll
Product: protein tailless
Exons: 2
Coding region: 1-1185 (394 amino acids)
Biological process (GO): anatomical structure development; positive regulation of transcription by RNA polymerase II; cell differentiation
Molecular function (GO): nuclear receptor activity; RNA polymerase II cis-regulatory region sequence-specific DNA binding; zinc ion binding
Source: RefSeq, a predicted model, not a curated record
AUGCAAUCUCCGGUCAGUUCUCCGGAACUGUAUAAUCAUCUUCGGAUUCCACCCUCAUCAAGCCGAAUCCUGCAGGACGUUCCGUGCAAGGUAUGUCGCGAUUUCAGUUCCGGCAAGCAUUACGGCAUCUACGCAUGCGAUGGAUGCGCCGGUUUCUUCAAACGGUCCAUCCGCCGAAGCCGGCAGUACGUUUGCAAGUCAAAAUCGGAGAUUCCGUGCAUCGUCGACAAAACGCACCGAAACCAGUGUCGAGCUUGCCGGUUGAAAAAAUGUUUCGAAGCCGGCAUGAACAAGGAUGCCGUCCAGCACGAACGAGGCCCCCGCAGUUCGACACUGCGCAAACAAAUGGCCAUGUACAUCGGCAAGGAUACUACCCUGCGGCACCACGAUCUGAUCAUCCCGCCGUCGCAUCAUCAUCCACUGUCGCAAACAAUGGGGCUGGACUUAAGCCUUCCGAGAAAUACCUAUUACAAUCCGCAUCCGAUGAUUCCUCCGAUGUUGCUCGCCAACAUACACCAACCAGGACUGGCCGUCGUCGAUGCCGUCCGAGAAGCUGCAGCUCAGCUUCUGUUCAUGAAUGUGAACUUUCUAAAAAAUUUGGAUCACUUCACACAGCUCCCGAUGGAAGAUCAACUGACACUGUUCGAAGAAUCCUGGCGCGAAUUUUUCAUUCUGGCCGUCGCUCAGUAUAUGCUGCCGGUUAACUUUAACCAAUUGCUAUUAGCAUAUGGAUACGCGAACGAAAAUCGAGCGGAACCCAUCCCCGAUUCUAUAAUCCGUGAGAUCGAGAUUUUCCAGGAUAUCCUCGCACAGCUAGCUGCCUUCCGAGUGGACAACAACGAGUUUGUCUAUCUGCGGGCCAUCGUUCUAUACAAAACCGAAUUUGACCCAGAGACCAGCAUAUCCAGCAGCAGCAGUGAAGGAUCGGAUGUGAUUUCAUCUACCACCAGAUCAAUCCAGGACGUUGGCACUGUCCGUGCCCUAGAAGAAAAUGCCAAGCAGGCGCUAGCCGCUCACAUCCGCGCUUGCCACCCGGCCCCGGACGAACGAUAUCGCAUGUUGAUGCAAUUCUUGCCUACGCUCAAGAACGUCUCCGCCCACACCAUCGAGGAACUGUUUUUCCGACGCCACAUCGGACCGGCUCCUCUGCUUAAAUUACUGUUGGAUUUGUACCGCCAAAAAUAG